AUGUGGACGAGUUUCUCGCUCGGAUCGGCGAUCGAUACGAGUGUGUGCUGUUCACGGCCAGUCUUUGCCAAGUACGCCGAUCCGGUCGCUGAUCUUCUCGACAAGCGCGGAGUGUUUCGAUCUCGGUUGUUCAGAGAGGCGUGCGUCUAUCACAAGGGAAACUACGUUAAGGAUUUGGCGAGGCUCGGUAGGGAUUUGAGUAAAGUUCUGAUAAUUGACAACUCGCCAGCUAGUUAUUCAUUUCAUCCGGAAAAUGCGAUUCCGGUCCCGACGUGGUGGGACGAUCCGUCGGAUGUCGAACUGCUCGACAUAUUGCCGCUUUUAGAACGUCUCGAGAAAGCCGAAUCAAUCUACGAAGUACUGAAACACGAGGACGCACCGUCAGAGCCGUUGUUAGAGCGAGCGCAAUGA
Molecule: messenger RNA, 411 nt
Organism: Ostertagia ostertagi
Lineage: Eukaryota; Metazoa; Nematoda; Chromadorea; Rhabditida; Trichostrongylidae
Source: the annotation of a GenBank genome assembly